UAGGGGAGCAAUCAUUUCAGGACUGAGGAAGAAGAGGGGUACAACCAAGAAGGGACAAGUGGGAAGGCUAAUCCCGCACCCCCGCCCCUCCCUUCCUGCUCCUCAGAGCAGAGGAGGGUCACCACCAUUUGCAGAUGCCGGGGAAAAGGCAGUAAGAAGGGGAAGCUCUUGCCCCCAGCUCCCCUCCUGAGGUCCCCCGCAGCAUCCCGGGCGAGGCGGAGGAGCUGUUCUCCAGCACCGCGGAGCACCGGGUGCCGGGGAGCUGUCCACUUCAGCACCACCACGUUAAUGCAGUAGGUGGGAGAGCAACUGACAAGGGAAGAGAGACAGAGGCAGCCACCGCCGAGCAGCAAACCCUGCAGCAACACACCGGUCCUCUUCUCUUCCGAAGCGUUGCAGAGAGGAGGAGGGAAACCCGUCUCGAUUCUGGGGGAGCAACACCCUCUCCUGCCCACUUUUGCCUCCGCCAACAACACCAACUGCUGCUGCUGCUGUGGGGAAAGCCAUGGAAGGCAAGACCUCAGCACCUGUUCAGCUGAAAUCAAGGGCUUACAGUAUACUGGGCAGCCUGGUUCGGUGGUAGGGGAAGAAACAACCAAGCAAGCAAAACAAACAAACAAACAAAUAAAAAGAAAGCAAGAAAAGUGCAAGAGAAUAGAAACAAACAAAAAAAACCCCAACAACAACAAAAACAAAAAUCCAAGGAAGAUAACUGGGAAGGAAAGGGAUUUUCAUGGCGCAGGCUGCAGAGCUAAGCAAGAAGACUGAAGGUUGCAUCUCUGCUCUUACAAUCUCUAACUGUCUAGGUCCAGAUAAUGAGAGAUUGUGUUGAGGAUGCUGCUGCUGCUCCCCUGUUCACUGUGGAAGCCAUCUCCAAAUUAGCCAUUACAUAUGGAAACUGGAGACCAGAAUUUUAGAAAAAGGGAUUAAGGCAUCUCAUUUUGGGGGGGUUUCUCUCUUUAUUUCUCUCUUUUUUUUUUUUUAGUUCUUUUCUUUCUCUUUUAUUCUUUUUUUCUUUUUUCUUUCAUUUUUUUAUAUAUAUAUAUACAUCUAUUACAACUGGAACGUUUCUGAUUUAAAAGGCAAGCCUCUUCCCGUGUGAUCUUUGCAAUUUACACUCUUUUCCGUGGGCUUUCUUACCUCCCUUUUUGAUAUAUAUCUCUCUAUAUAUUCCCAUUAUAUUAUUAGUGGAAUUAUUAUCCUUUUUUUAUUUUAUUAACACACACACCCCAAGAAUCAGAAGGCGGUUGGGUAUUUAUAUAAUGAAGAAUUAUGGGGCUCUUUGACAGAGGUGUUCAGAUGCUUUUAACCACCGUUGGUGCUUUCGCUGCCUUCAGCCUGAUGACCAUAGCUGUGGGGACCGACUACUGGCUUUACUCCAGAGGGGUUUGCAAGAGUAAAAUUGUCAAUGAGAACGAAACCAGCAAAAAGAACGAGGAAGUCAUGACCCACUCUGGAUUAUGGAGAACCUGCUGCCUGGAAGGGAAUUUUAAAGGUCUGUGUAAGCAAAUCGAUCACUUCCCUGAGGAUAUAGAUUAUGAAGCCGACGCAGCAGAAUAUUUCCUCCGGGCCGUAAGGGCCUCUAGUAUUUUUCCAAUCCUGAGUGUGAUUCUGCUUUUCAUGGGUGGACUCUGCAUCGCAGCCAGCGAAUUCUACAAAACCCGACACAACAUCAUCCUUAGUGCCGGCAUCUUCUUCGUGUCUGCAGGUCUGAGUAAUAUAAUUGGCAUCAUUGUGUACAUAUCAGCCAACGCUGGAGACCCCUCGAAGAGUGACUCCAAGAAGAACAGUUACUCCUAUGGUUGGUCCUUCUACUUUGGGGCUCUGUCCUUCAUUAUAGCUGAGAUGGUGGGAGUGCUGGCUGUCCACAUGUUUAUUGACCGGCACAAACAGCUGCGUGCCAACGCUCGUGCCACGGACUACCUCCAGUCCUCUGCCAUUACCCGCAUCCCCAGCUACCGCUACCGCUAUCAGAGACGCAGUCGCUCCAGCUCCCGUUCCACUGAGCCUUCACACUCCAGGGAUGCCUCACCUGUCGGGAUCAAAGGGUUCAAUACCCUCCCAUCAACAGAGAUCUCGAUGUACACCCUGACCAGGGACCCCCUGAAGGCUGCCACUACCCCUACCGCCACUUACAAUUCCGACAGGGAUAACAGCUUCCUCCAAGUUCACAACUGUAUCCAGAAAGAGAACAAGGACUCUAUCCACACUAACACAGCCAACCGCCGGACCACCCCGGUAUGAAGCCGUCACCAGGAGCUGAAAAUGGGGAAGGAGCAGGCGG
Messenger RNA from Alligator mississippiensis (American alligator), 2284 nucleotides. It is a transcript of the gene CACNG2, whose product is annotated as calcium voltage-gated channel auxiliary subunit gamma 2. Gene Ontology annotation, biological process: calcium ion transmembrane transport; positive regulation of synaptic transmission, glutamatergic; neurotransmitter receptor internalization. The transcript has 4 exons. The record is from RefSeq and is a predicted model, not a curated record. Gene Ontology annotation, cellular component: AMPA glutamate receptor complex; postsynaptic density membrane; voltage-gated calcium channel complex. Lineage: Eukaryota; Metazoa; Chordata; Crocodylia; Alligatoridae. Bases 1273 to 2244 code for a protein of 323 amino acids. Gene Ontology annotation, molecular function: channel regulator activity; voltage-gated calcium channel activity.